Molecule: messenger RNA, 471 nt
Organism: Vespa mandarinia (Asian giant hornet)
Lineage: Eukaryota; Metazoa; Arthropoda; Insecta; Hymenoptera; Vespidae
Source: RefSeq, a predicted model, not a curated record
AUGCUUGACAGCAAGCUCAAUUUUGGAGAGCAUAUAAUUAGGGCAGUCGAUAAGGUGGCAAAAGUAGUAGCCUCGCUUGGCACACUCAUCGUCAACAUCAACGGUCCCCGACCGUGCAUGAGGCGACUACUGAUGCGCACCGCCGAAGCAGUGAUGCUGUACGACGCGGAAGUCUGGACCGAGGUCCUGCGACACGAGAAAUAUCGCAAGUGCAUUGCCGCGGUACAGAGGAGGGGCGCUCUCCGAAUCGCAUGCUCCUACCGCACAGUCACUGAGUCCGCGGUGCUAGUGGUCACGGGAGUAAUCCCGAUUGAUCUACUAGCUAGAGACAAUUCGUCAACCAGCAGAAGCCCGUUCUGGCAAAGGAGGAGGCAUCAAAGCUCGCCAGGUCUAGCAGCAUCGAGGCCCGGCAAAGCAGAUGAGAACAGGAGCCUAAGGGCAGAUGGACUGCCCGACUCAUCAGUCGGCUAG